This is a messenger RNA of Episyrphus balteatus (marmalade hoverfly), 1456 nucleotides long. RefSeq names its product triple functional domain protein. The transcript is spliced from 7 exons. Bases 139 to 1404 code for a protein of 421 amino acids. Gene Ontology annotation, molecular function: guanyl-nucleotide exchange factor activity. The record is from RefSeq and is a predicted model, not a curated record. Gene Ontology annotation, cellular component: cytoplasm. NCBI's taxonomy places the organism in Eukaryota, Metazoa, Arthropoda, Insecta, Diptera, Syrphidae. Gene Ontology annotation, biological process: axon guidance.
UAAAUGAUUCCAACAGAACGGAAUGUGAUCUUCUAGUGUGUGUACGCGACACUUUAAGUCGGGCAUUAUUCUUUUAUCGUUUUUGACAUUUUAUUUAAUAAAUCAAAAAUCAUAAUACAUAAAAAACGUCUCGAAAUAAUGUUACCCGACAUUUUUUAUCUGUCAUGGUUCGACAUCUGCUCUUUUAUAUCGUUUUUGGCUGUAGCGCUAAGCGUGGUGGUACUGGCAAAAAAACAUCAACAUAAAAUUGAUUUGUUGGACAAAUCAUCACAGAAUUCGUUGUCAUCCAUCUCUUCUACAGUGCUGCCCCCAAGUCCUACAGAUUUAUGUAGUCAUGACGAAUACCACGAGGAUGAGGACAGUCUAUCAUUGGAUAAUCUCUUUCCAUGCGAUCAAACCGAGAUUUAUGCUUCAAAGAAAAUUAGUUACAUUAUUGAAGAAUUGGUGCAAACGGAAGCUAGCUAUGUGGACAAUCUCAAACUUGGUCUGAAAAACUAUGCUAAUAUUUAUACUCGUGACGAUCUACCAUAUACUCUGAAGGACACAAAAAUUGAUCUUUUGGGAAAUAUUGAAGAGAUUUUGUAUCUGCAUGAAAAGAUGAUUUUGCCUAUGAUGCUGCGGAAUCAAAGGGACUUAAAAAAGUUGUUUGAUGAUUUUUCGGAAUACUUUGAUAAAAAUAGUUUUUACUGCUACGUCACUUUUACCAUUAACAAAAAGACAUCGAUGGAACUACGCCAGGAUCAUCGAGAAUAUUUUAAGACACUCCAAACUGAAUUCAAUGACAAGCUAGGAAUUGAUAGCUUCUUGGUGCAACCCAUCCAAAGACUGACACGAUAUCCUUUAUUAUUACAGCAAUUGAUAUCGGAUUUUUAUAAAAAUGGCAUCAAUUGUAAGCCUGUGCUGAUGUCUUGUUGUAAGCUAGAAACUCGAAUGAGAAAUCACCUCGCGGUAGUAAACCAGUCGGAAGAAAUCAAAUCAAUCGAAGAACUUGAUGAGCUUAACAUUCUUCAACAGGGAUACUUCCGAAAAUCAAAUGAAUUUGAUGCUUACAAUCAUAAGUCUCGAAAAAAAUAUCGGUGUAAGGUGUUUCUAUUUGACAAAUGCUUACUUUGUACAGAAGUAAAGAAGAAGCGAUUGGCUUAUCGUUGCCAUUUUUCUUGGGACUCUAUUGAAGUUACAGUUAAUAAUUCUAAGUCCAUAGUUGUGACACAUAGGAUUAAAAAUAGACCAGAAUAUGAAUUUUAUGCGGCCGAGGCUUAUGUAAUUAAACAAUGGAUGCGGUGUAUUGGCCGAAUAAGUGUAUCUACAAGGGAACGGCUGGCAAUUGAAGGCAAUGUUACAAUUCCAAUGGAGGUGGUUUUAAUAAUUGGUAUAAUAAUAUGGAUUAUGUUUCGAUUACUCUAAGUAUAUGUAAUUAUUUAUUAUACAUUAUGUCAACUUGAUAAAAUAGAAAUAA